This is a messenger RNA of Belonocnema kinseyi, 669 nucleotides long. RefSeq names its product dolichol-phosphate mannosyltransferase subunit 3 (gene Dpm3). NCBI's taxonomy places the organism in Eukaryota, Metazoa, Arthropoda, Insecta, Hymenoptera, Cynipidae. The record is from RefSeq and is a predicted model, not a curated record. The coding region runs from base 284 to 610 and encodes 108 amino acids. The transcript is spliced from 3 exons.
ACUACUACGAUUAAGUAAAGAGCGGAGUGCAAAUGGCGCUGGGACUCUUUCCAGCCUAUGUUUAUAUGACAAAAAUAGAAAGCAUUAUAGUGGAAAAUUAAUUUGAUCGAUGAUUUUCGCAAUUAAAAUUUUAUUUCUUUUACGUGCCAAAAGAUGAAGAAAAUCUAAAAGCUUGGAAAAAGCCAUCCCAAGGGAAAAUUUUGUAAUAAAACCUAGGCAUGGCAUGUGCAAGAGAAAUUAAAAAAAAAAGAAGAUAUUUUGUGGGAGCGAAAAACGUUUGCAGAUGAUGGAGUCACUGUUCUGGGAGUGGCAAAUGCUAAAUUCGAUGAAUUGGAUAUCAGCAACUUUCGCAGUUCUUACUUCCUUGCUACUUUUAUGGGGAAUUGUCAUUAAAAUAAAUCCUGCUUUCAUUCCAAGCUUACCAAUUAUGCUUAUAUUACGGUUUUGUUCUUUGUGCCUGGGUAGUCUUUUGCUAUAUGCAGCGUCUGCAGUAUUUUAUAGGGUAUUCACAUUUAACAACUGUGAAAGUGCUGCUCUUGAACUGAGAAAGCAAAUAGAAGGUGCAAAGUCGGAUUUAAUCAGCAAAGGUAUAAAAUUCAAGGAAAAAUAAUCUAAGCUUAAAAGACAAUGUAUAAUCCAAUCAUCAGUAUACACUUUUAGUCUGUGCAA